GAUCCAGUGGCUACUGAACUCAUUGAUUUCCUCAACGCAUCUCCAACUGCCUUCCAUGCCGUUGAUGAGGCGAAGAAGCGAUUGAAGAAGGCUGGGUUCGAGCAGGUGCCGGAGAGAGAGGACUGGAAUCUGGAACUUGGGAAGAAGUACUUCUUCACUAGAAAUCAUUCUACCAUCGUGGCCUUUGCGAUUGGAAAAAGAUAUGUUGCUGGGAAUGGUUUCCACAUUGUUGGAGCGCACACAGAUAGUCCUUGUCUCAAACUGAAGCCUAAUUCAAAGGUAGCAAAAGGAGGAUAUCUGGAAUUGGGUGUACAGACAUAUGGUAGUGGAUUGUGGCACACCUGGUUUGAUCGUGACUUAACAGUUGCAGGUCGGCUAAUUAUAAAGGAAAAGAAAGAUAGUUCAGUCUCUUAUACGCAUAAGCUUAUCAGGAUUCCAGAGCCAAUCAUGCGGAUACCGACGCUGGCUAUUCAUCUUGACAGGGGUGUCAUGGAUGGAUUCAAAGUAAAUACACAGGGUCAUCUUGUCCCUGUGAUUGCAACGUCUGUUAAGGCUGAACUUCAGAAGCUGGGGGAACAAAAUGGUCCCAUAGACACCAAGGUCAAAACUGAUGGAAUAGAAUCACAUGAUAAGAAAAGUAUUGAUAACAGAAAACAUCAUUCCGUUUUCCUCCAGUUAAUUGCUGACAAUGCUUGCUGUAAGCCGGAUGAGAUUUGUGAUUUUGAGCUGCAACUUUGUGAUACUCAACCAAGUAUUAUAGGCGGUGCUCUGAAGGAAUUCAUAUUCUCAGGAAGGCUUGACAAUUUAUGCAUGUCGUUCUGUUCACUGAAGGCUUUGGUAGACUCAACAAAUUCUGAAAGUUCUCUGGAUGAAGAAACUGGUGUGAGAAUGGUGGCGCUGUUUGAUCAUGAGGAGGUUGGAUCGAACUCAGCUCAGGGAGCUGGUUCUCCAGUGAUGUUGGAUGCCUUGACUAGAAUAACAAAUUCUUUCAACUCUUCAAACAAGUUAGUAGAGAAGGCCAUCCAGCAAAGUUUUCUCGUCUCUGCAGACAUGGCGCAUGCCAUACAUCCCAACUAUAUGGACAAACAUGAGGAUAAUCAUCAACCUAAGAUGCAUGGCGGUCUUGUGAUAAAACACAAUGCGAAUCAGAGAUAUGCGACAAAUGCCAUCACAUCAUUUAUAUUUAGAGAGAUUGCUGAAAGGCAUGGCUUGCCCAUUCAGGAUUUCGUUGUACGGAACGACAUGCCGUGCGGUUCGACUAUCGGUCCCAUACUCGCGAGUGGCCUUGGAAUCCGGACAGUUGAUGUCGGUGCACCUCAACUAUCAAUGCAUAGCAUUAGAGAGAUGUGUGCGGUGGAUGAUGCCAAACACUCUUAUGAGCAUUUCAAGGCAUUCUUCAAUGAGUUCAAUCAAAUUGAUUCUGGGAUUAAAGUAGAUUUCUAGCUUCUCCUUUUCCUUUAUGGAUAGGACACUAAGUUAAGGAUAUUUAUAAAAAAGUUGAAUUUUUGUUGAAUGUACAAUUAGUGAGAAGGUUUGCUAAUGUUGAAUAAGAAAGAGUUCUUGGCAAUGCUCUGUUCUCUUGCAAAAUUUAAUUGCUUUUAAUUGA
Molecule: messenger RNA, 1606 nt
Organism: Phalaenopsis equestris
Lineage: Eukaryota; Viridiplantae; Streptophyta; Magnoliopsida; Asparagales; Orchidaceae
Product: probable aspartyl aminopeptidase
Biological process (GO): proteolysis
Molecular function (GO): zinc ion binding; aminopeptidase activity
Source: RefSeq, a predicted model, not a curated record